Molecule: messenger RNA, 8736 nt
Organism: Sus scrofa (pig)
Lineage: Eukaryota; Metazoa; Chordata; Mammalia; Artiodactyla; Suidae
Source: RefSeq, a predicted model, not a curated record
ACGGAGAUAAGCCUUGAAAGAUGAAGAGAGCUUCCCAAAGCCCAUGGGGGGCUGAAGAGGCACUCUAGGUGAUGGGGCUGCGCAAGUAAAGACACAAUGUGGGGACCGUCGGGUAUAGUUGGGACAGCAGGCAGGUCAGGGUGGGUGUGAGGGCAGGCAAGGCUGAAGCUAACCAGAGGCAUCGUGAUGAGAGCCACUGAGUGUGGGCCCUUGGCCAUGCACUCACAUCCUCAUACCACUUCCUGGAGGCAGGUUCCCUCACUACUACCCCAUUCUUUUAGAUAAGGAAAUAGAGGCUCAGAGACAUUACCAAGUCACACAGCUAAGGAUGGCGGAAAUAACCCUUAUCUCAGGUCUACCUGAUGCCCCACCCUGACUCCUCACCACUGGAAUGCCAGGCAAAGGCAUUACUGAGACCUUCCCAUCAAAGGUCUCAGACACGUGGGGACCAAAGGGCAUUCUAUGCCUUAACAUUGGAAGCUGGCUUAAUUCACCCUUUUCUAGUUGGGCAGCUACAGGACUCUUACCAGAAAAGAGGGGAUGGGAUGGAGCAAGAAAUAUUAGAAUUGUUCAGGGGUUUUGUGCUCCACUGUCCACUGGUCUUGGUUUAUUGUUGUUCUACGAUGGUGUAGACUGGCUGCUUCCCAGCUCUUCUCCUGUCAGCCCUGUGCUGUCAUGGCCUUGAGGUGGGUCACUCUUUCUUGACUAGGGUGGCCGUCUGCUCUUCUUCAGCUGGGUUUUUAACUCGACCUUGUACAUCCGGAUACUAUCCAGGUACUGCCGAAUAUUCAUGGAUUCCCGUCUCCAGCGCCCCAGCUUUCUGAGCUGGUCAGUCAUGAAUUUUUUUUUCAAGUGGUCAUACAAGUGGCCCAUCUUUUUCUUGGUCUUGUCAGAAGCUCUUAUCUUACAAAAAACAGAGGUGAUGUUAGGAUGAAGAGGCUACUUCACAGUAAGAGAGGCAUCUGUGCUACUGAUAUAAGGGUGGAGAAGGGACCAGCUGGACCCAAUAUUUCUUUUCCAUGGACACGGCCUAGCAGGGAGAUGCAGCCUCUGUGUCCCUGGCCGCUGACCCACCGGCCUGAUGACAGCGUCCCCGUGUGCCUUCCCGGUUCAGUUCCGGCAGCCCUCAGUCAGUGGCCUCUCACAGAUCACCAGCAGCCUGUAUAUCAGUAACGGGGUGGCCGCCAACAACAAGCUCAUGCUCUCCAGCAACCACAUCACCACAGUCAUCAACGUCUCAGUGGAGGUGGCAAACACCGUAUACGAGGACAUCCACUAUAUGCAGGUGCCUGUGGCUGACACACCCACCUCGCAUCUCUGUGACUUCUUUGACCCCAUCGCAGACCACAUCCACAGUGUGGAGCUGAAGCAGGGCCGCACCCUAUUGCACUGUGCUGCUGGCGUGAGCCGCUCGGCUGCUCUCUGCCUUGCCUACCUCAUGAAGUACCACGCCAUGUCCCUGCUGGAUGCCCACACGUGGACCAAGUCAUGCCGGCCCAUCAUCCGGCCCAACAAUGGCUUUUGGGAGCAGCUCAUCCACUAUGAGUUCCAGCUGUUUGGCAAGAACACUGUGCACAUGGUCAGCUCCCCUAUGGGAGUGAUCCCUGACAUCUACGAGAAGGAGGUCCGCCUCAUGAUCCCACUGUGAGCCGUCCUGCCAGCCCCUGCCCCGGGGUCAGAGGUACAGAUCUGCCAUUGAUCCCACAUCGAGAUCUGUACUUGGACAUUCCGCUUUCAUUGAUAUAGAAAAACCAGAUGAUGCCUUUUAUAAGGGUGAGAAAAAAGGAAGGAUGCUGCAGCUUUUAACCUUAUAAUUCAUAUCUUUAAAGAGUCAACUUAAUAACUGUAAGAUGGUGUAGAUAAGUUUCCCACCCUGUGAGUGACAGCUCAUGGCUGCUGACCAGAGGAGAGGGUGAGCCAGGUGGUGCCAGGGAGAUGGACCAGCAACCAGUACACAGGGCAAGCCUGGAAUCCUGCAGCCCUCCCCCAACCAACUAGCCCAGGAAUGAGUCUGCCACAAUCCCACCUCAUUCUUUCGAACUCAUGCCAGCCUUAAGCAUCAUGGCACCUCCUGUGCUUCUCACAGUAAGUGCCAGCCUACUGGAUAAGUAGCCUUCAGGUGGUACUCCAGGGGCCCUGGGCCAACCCUGCUUCCACCUUCAACCACAGGGGCCCAACUCUGAUUUACUAGAUUGGACUUAUGCAUAAGAUGGUUUUCAAAGAAAGCAUUCCAUUGUAAAAAAUGUUUUAAAAAUAAUUCUUUUUUAUGUACAUAGCAAAGUCCCCCACCAGCUUUUGAUGAAAGGUGGCAUUAGUCUCCAUUUUGGGGCAUUUGUGGAGAGUGGGCCUGACAUGGAGCCUCAGGUUCAGAAGGCUGGAACUGCAGACCAGAAACUAGCCUUGUCACCUCCUGCUUAUGUGAUCUGGGGCCUCUUGGAGCCUCAGUUUCCUCAUUCAAGCAAUGACAGUGCUUUUCCCACAGGGUUGUGAAGACAACGAUUCCUCAGCAGGGUGCCUGGCACAUGGUAGGCACUCAUGGUAGGUACUCUCGUCAUGAACAAUGCUUUGGCCCUGCUGGUCUGGGUCAGCAAGUCAUCCUUGAUGGCAUUUCCCCCAUCCAUGCACAGCUCUUUAUUGCUUACAAAGUGCUCUUCCAAAAAGCUAUGCUGUGUGGGAAAGAAAUGGUUUAAGCCCUUUCAGACCCAGCCUCGGAGGAGGCCUAGACCUCGAAGCCUUGUCAGAGUUCUCAUUGUGUUUAAUCCACCUGCCACCUGGGAAUCCUAGAACAAGGAGCACUAUUCAGCUUCCUCCAAAGGGCCUUGUUUAGACUACUGAUCAUUAGAGCCAACACCCGGGUCUGACUAACCUCCGGGGUCCAAUGGGGCAUGUGCCAAAGGGGUGAAUGAGUGGGCCCUACCAGUAGGCCCUGAAAUCCAGGAUUGUUCAACACCCACUCAUAACCCUCCCCGCCACCCCCGCAACACACACUCCUGAAGCCUGAGGCUCUGGGUCAGGACCAGCUAUUCUAGUCCAGAGAUUUUUCAGAGAAAUAAUAUAUAGGGCAGACAAAAGCACAACUGCUGUGGAGGCCAAAUUCUCCUUCUCUUCAAACCUGCCCCAGUCCUGCUUCCACAAAGGACCUGCCCAGGGGUACCAUUUUCAGGUUGGUGGAGAAGGAAAAUCACUGCUCUAGGCUGAUCUCAUUUUAUAGAUGAAUAAACAGACCCACAAAUACCAGGGCUGGUGUGACAGAGCCCCACGAAGCAGAAAAAACCCAUUUGGAGAAAACCCAGAUGGAAAAUUUCUUUGAAAGCAUUUUUAAAGAGAUUUAUUUGGAUAUAUUGUGUUCCAAUUUUUAAAAAAUUUUUAAUUAACAUACCAUAAAAUUAACUUUCUCCUAUAUAACGUUAUAUGUAUUUUAACGCAUUUGUGUAACUACCUCCACGAUCCAGACACAGAGCCGUCCCAUCACCUUCCAGAUUUCCCUGUGCUGCACUUUGGUAGUCACAUCUUUGCCCCACCCCAGCCUCUGGUAAACAUCCAUCUGUUCUCCAUCCCUAUAGAUUUGCCUUUUUCAGAGUGUUACAUACUUAGAAUCAUAGGAGAUGUAACCUCUGGAGACUGGCUUCUUUCUAUGUAAUGUCUCUGAAAUUCACACAUGUGGCUUUGUAUGGCUAAGUGGUAUUCCAUUGUAUGGAUGUGCUACAGUUUGUCUAACAUUCACCCAUUGAAGGAGAUUUGGGUUAUUUCCAGUUUGGGGCAAUUUUGAAUAAAACUGCUACAAAUAUUUGUGUAUAGGUUUUUACAUGAACAUAAAUAAGUUUUCAUUUAUCUAGAUAUAUACCUAGAAGUGGAAUUUCCUCAGUCAUAUGGUAAAGGUUAUGUUUAACUUAUAACUACCAAACUUCCAGAGUGGCUCUACCAUUUUGCAUUCCACUAUGGGAGGUCAUUUCUCGCCAGUAUUUGGAACUGCCAAUAUUUUUUAUUUCAGCCAUCCUGAUAAGUGUGUGAUGUUACCUCACUAUGGUUUUAAAUUUGCAUUUCCCUAAUGGUUGAUGAUGUUAAGCAUCUUUUUUGUGUGUUUUGCCUUCCACAGUUCCUCUUCGGUGACCUCUUUCACCCAUUUUUAAAUUGAGUUGUUUAAUCACUAUUGAAUGUUGAGAAUUCUUUAUGUAUUUGGGGUACAAGUCCUUCAUCAGAUGUGGAUUUUUAAAUAUUUUCCCCUAGUCUAGCUUGUCUUUUCAUUCUCUUAAAAGUGUCUUUUGCAGAACAAAGUUUUAAAUUUUGGUGAAGUGCAACUUAACAAUUUUUCCUUUUAUGGAUUGUUGUUUUGGUGUCAGGUCUAAGAACUCUCUGUCUAAUCACAAAGCACAAAGAUUUUCUCUGUUUUAAAGCUUGACAGUUCAAAUUUUUCACUUAUUUCUAUGGUCCUUUUGUGUAAGGUGUGAGGUUUAGUUUGGGGUUCAUAUUUUUUCAUAUGAAUGUCUAAUGAUUUUAAUUCCAUUUGUUGAAGACUGUCCUUUCUCUGUAAACCUGCCUUUGCACUUUUGUAUAUGUCUAUUUUUGUAUUCUUCAUUCUGUUUGAUAUAGGUGUCUUUCUCUUCACCAAUACCACAUUCUUGAUUACUGUAGCUUUAUAGUAAGCCUUAAAAUUGGAUACUGUAAGUCUUCCAGUUUUCUUUUUUAAAAAAUUUUUUUGGUUCUUCUAAUUUCUUUGCCUUUCCAUGUGAAUUUUAGAAGCAAAUUGUCUAUAUAAAAAAAAAAUUGUGGAGUUCCCGUUGUGACUGAGCAGUAAUGAACCUGACUAGUAUCCAUGAGGAUGAGGGUUCAACCCCUGGUCUCACUCAAUGGUUAAGGAUCCUUUGUUGCCGUGAGGUGUGGUAUAGGUUGGAGACACAGCUCAGAUUCCACAUUGCUGUUGCUGUGGCGUAGGCCUGUGGCUGCAGUUCCAAUUCGACCCCCAGCCUGGGAACAUCCAUAUGCUUCAGGUGUGACCCUAAAAAGACAAAAGAAAAAAUCUGCUAGGAUUUCAACUGAAAUUGCAUUAAAUCUGUUGACCUAUCUGGGGCAGAAUUUACAUAGUUAUACCUAAAUAUUUUAUUUGAAGGAGGGGAUUGUAAAAAAGCUGUUUUUUUUUUUUAAUUUUGGUUUCCAAUUGUUCAUUGUUAGUAUAUAGAAACACAAUUGAUUUUUGUGUAUUGACCUUGUAUCCCAAUCUUGAUAAAUUCACUUUUCUUAGAGCAUUUUUAGAGAUUCCUUGGCAAUCUACAUGCCAUCUGCAAAUAGAAAGUUUUUAUUUCUUCCUUCCUAAUCUGAAUGCCUUUGAUUUCUUUUUUUAUUACUCUGGCUAGGAUUUCCAGUACGGUGAUGAAUAUGAGUGGUAAGAACAGACAUUCUUGCCUUAUUCCUGAUCUUAGAAAGUGUUCAGUCUUUUACUGUUAACUUUAAGGUUAACCAUAGGGUUUUUUGUAGUUGCCCUUUAUUAUGUUAAGGAAGGGUUGGAAAGUGUUCUCUUCUAUUUUCUGGAAGAGAUGUAUGAGUUGGUGUUACUUCUUUUUUAAAUGUUUCGUAGACUUCAGCAGUAAAACCAUCUGGGCCUGGAGACUUCUUUUUCAGAAAGAUUUAACUAUGAAUUCAUUUCCAUUAAUAGUUAAAGGAUUAUUCAGUUUAUUCAUUUCAUCUUGGGUGAGUUUUCGUAGUUUGUAACUUUUGAGGAAUAAGUCCAUUUCAUCCAACUGUCAAAUUUAUGCAUGUGGAGUUGUUUAUAGUAUUCCCUUAACAUCUUUAUUAUCUGCAGGGUCUACAGUGACAUCACCUUUUCAUUCUUCAUACUGAUAAUUUGUCUUCUCUAUUUCUUUGUUAGUCUGGCUGGAGGUGUAUCAAUUUUAAAAAGUCUUUUGAAAGAACUAUAUACCUUGUGUAUUUAAUUUUCUCUGUAUUCUUCCCUUUUCUGUUUCAUUGAUUUCUGCUCUUUAUUAUGUCUAUAGUUCUGCUUGCUUCAAAUUUAUUUUGUUCUUCUUUCUCAUUUCCUAAGGUGGAUACUUGGAUUAUUGAUUUGAGACCUGUAUCCCACAAAGGUUGAUAUACUGCAUUGUCAUUUUUGUUCAUUUCAAAACAUUUUCUAAUUCUCCUUGAAAUGUCUUCCUUAACCCAGGGACUAUUUAGAAGUGUGUAAUUUAACUUACAAGUACUUAGAAAUUUUAUAAACACCUUUCUGUUUUUGGUUUCUAGUUUAAUUCUAUCACAGUCAGAAAAUGUGUGAUUUCAUUUCUUUUAAUUUUGUUAAUGUUUACUUAAUGAUGUAGGAUAUGGUCUAUCUUUAUGAAUUCUUCAUGUGCACUUGAGGGAAAAAAAGGUUAUUUUGGAUGGAGUGUUCAGUAAAUGUCCAGUUGAUUGAUGGUGGUUUCAGUUCUUUUAUACCCUUCCUGAUUUUCUGUUUACUGGUUCUGUUGAUUACUGAGGAGUGUUGAAGUAUCCAACUAAAUUUGUGGAUUUGUGUACAUCUCCUUUCAAUUCUAUUAAUAUUUGUUUUAUGUAUUUUUAAUCUUUGUUGUCAGGUGCAUAUAUACUUAGGAUUGUUAUAUCUUUAUGGUGAAUUGACUCUUAUCAAUAUACAGUGUCUCUUUAUCCUUAAUUUUUUGAAGUCUGUUUUGUCUGAUAUUAAUAUAACCACUCUAGCUUUGUUUUAAGUAUGUACGUAUGAUUUUUUUUUACUUCCUUUUACUUUUACUUUUUUGUUGUUGUUGUUCAUGCCUGCAGCAUGUGGAAGUUCCCAGGAGGCUAGGGAUCAAACCCACGAGACACAGAGGUGACUUAAGCCACUGAAAUGACAACACCAGAUCCUUAACCCACUGCACCACAAGGGAACUCCCUACAUCCUUUUACUUUUAACCUACCUAUACUAUUAUAUUGAAAGUGGGUUUCCUAUAGACAACAUAUAGUUGAGCCUUUUUUUUUUUUUUUUUUUUUUUUUUUGUCUUUUUGCCGUUUUCUUGGGCUGCAUAUGGAGGUACCCAGGCUAGGGGUCAAAUCAGAGCUGUAGCCACCGGCCUACUCCAGAGUCACAGCAACGCGGGAUCCGAGCCGCGUCUGCAACCUACACCACAGCUCACGGCAACACCGGAUCGUUAGCCCACUGAGCAAGGGCAGGGACUGAACCCGCAACCUCAUGGUUCCUAGUCGGAUUCGUUAACCACUGUGCCACGAUGGGAACUCCUAGUUGAGCCUUUUUUAAUAGAUCCUAUUUGCCUCUUAACUGAUAUGUUUAAGCCAAAAAUACUGAUAUUUGGCUUUAGGUCUAGCAUUUUAUUAUUUUCUGUUUGUUCUUUCUGUUUUUCAUUCCUCUAUUUCCCUUUUCCUGCCUUCUUUUGGAUUAUUAAUAUUUUUAAAUAUUCCAUUUUAAUUUUAUAUAAUUUUUUUAGAGGUUGCACUAGAAAUUGCAGUAUACAUACUUAACUUUUCAAAAUCUACUUAAUAUCUUACUACUUCUUGCUGCUGUUCAUAUUGGGUAAUGUAUCCUUUUUCUCUUGCUGCCAUAACAAACUACCACAAAUAAUAAUGGUUUAAAACAAUAACUCUUUAUUACUUCACAAUUUCUGUAAGUCAGAAGUCUGACUGGGCUUGACUGAGUCUUCUGCUUAGGGUUUCACAAGGCCAAAAUCAAGGUGUUUUGAAAGGCUGAAAUCAAGUGUGUUUUUUACGGGAGGCUCUGAGGAAGAUCUUCUUCUAAGCUUAUUGAGACUGUUGACUGGAUUCAGUUCUUUGUAGUUGAAGACCCCAUUUCCUUCCUGCCAGCUGAGGGCUACUCUUUUAAGUCCAUAACCUGAGUUACAUCUGCAAAUUUUCUUUUAUCAUGUAAAGAAACAUUCAGUUUUCCAGGGAAUGGGGUAGACAUCUUUGGCAGAGAUGAACAUUCUUUUUAUCCCAGAUAAUUUCUGCUGAUCUACUUUCAAGUUCACAGAUUUUCCUCCUGUUACCUCUAUCGUGCUAUGAAGGCCAUUCAGUAUAUUUUCAAAUUUUGAUUAUUUUCUUAGUUUAAAAAAAUUUAAUUUGAGUAUGUUCUAUAUCUUCUAUUUCUCUGCUGAGACUUUCUAUCUUUUCAUUUCUAAGGUCUUUUUCUGAUAAUUCCAACAUUUGGGUCACCUCAGUAUUUAGAAUUUCUUGGAUCUUUGUAUCACCUCAGUAUUUAGAAUUUCUUGGAUCUUUGUAUCACCUCAGUAUUUAGACUUUCUUGAAUCUUUGUAUGUAGAGUAAUUUUGGAUUGUAUCCUAGACAUUUUGGAUAUUAUGAGACUCUAGGUCGUGGUUAAAUCCCGUGGAAAAUGUUGAGUUUUUACUUUAGGGGGCAAUUGAUCCAUUUAGGAUUAGUUUUAGUCUGCCUCCUUAUUAAAAACAAGACAGCAGGCCCCAAGUGAAGUCACUUAUGCUAAGCCCCACGUCACCAAACUGAAACUUAAUUAUAGUUUCAAUUCUCUCAGAAAUGGAAUAUUAAACCAUUCAAUCAGGAGUCAUCUGAUCAGCACUGGUUAACUGGUAGAUUUCUGUUAUCCCCUAAAAGAAAAAAACCUUGCAAUAACCAAUGCGAUUUUCUGCCUUGAAUAUCUUCCUCAUUCCUGCUCCCUUCUGCCUAUAAAAGCCUCCAUUUUGUACAGCUCCUCAGAGCUCUUCCUAUCUGCUAGAUUGGAUGCUGCCCAAUUUAUGAAUCCCUGAAUAAACCAAUAAGAUCUUUUAAAGUUUA